GGUGAUGCCUUUCUCAAGCAGACCUGCACCUGCCCAGGGACGGGACCGCCCGUCACCCGCGGCUCUCCUCUCCCCACAGUCCUCCGUCUGUGCGAAGAUCGUGCAGCUGCUGGGGCAGAACGAGGUGGAUUACCGCCAGAAGCAGGUGGUCAUCCUGAGCCAGGACAGCUUCUACCGCGUGCUCACUGCGGAGCAGAAGGCCAAGGCUCUGAAGGGCCAGUUCAACUUCGAUCACCCGGACGCCUUUGACAAUGAGCUCAUCUUCAAAACUCUCAAAGAAAUCACCGAAGGGAAAACGGUCCAGAUUCCCGUGUACGACUUUGUCUCGCAUUCCCGGAAGGAGGAGUCGGUCACUGUGUACCCUGCAGACGUGGUGCUAUUCGAAGGGAUCCUGGCCUUCUACUCACAGGAGUUGCGAGACCUGUUCCACAUGAAGCUGUUUGUGGACACGGACGCGGACACCCGGCUGUCCCGCAGAGUAUUAAGGGACAUCAGCGAAAGAGGGCGGGACCUCGAGCAGAUUUUAUCUCAGUACAUUACAUUCGUCAAGCCUGCCUUUGAGGAAUUCUGCUUGCCAACAAAGAAAUAUGCGGAUGUGAUAAUUCCUAGAGGUGUAGACAACCUAGUGGCCAUCAACCUCAUCGUGCAGCAUAUCCAGGACAUCCUGAAUGGAGGACUCUCCAAACGGCAGCCCAACGGGUAUCUCAAUGGCUACACCCCCGCGCGCAAGAGACAGGCGUCGGAGUCCAGCAGCCGGCCGCACUGACCCGGCCCCUGCAGACCCCGGCGGCGCGCUGCAGGAGACAGGAGGCUCUGUUCCCCCCUGUACAUAUGGUUUCCUAGGACACUGCUUAUUUAAGAAAACACCGUGGAGAUGAAAUGCCUCUGAUUUUGUUUUUUUCUUGUACUUCGGAGCGGUAAAAUGCAACAAAACUUGACCCUGAGCUUAGGUGACAAACUGUGCCAACAACUACUGGUGAUGCCUAAUUAUGACGCCAAAAUGUAACCAGUUAUAAAUACAUGCGCACAUACAUAUACAUACAUAUAUAUAUAAAAGGAUCUAUUUUUGUGUAACUGUACAAAUACUGUAAAGCCGUUUGCUGUAAGGGUUUUGCAGGAGGGCCUGCACUGAAGUUUGGGGACUGGAGCUGGCGUUUGUCCGAGGGGAAGGUGCCCCCCUGUGUUCCAGGUGGGUAGGCCCGAGGCAU
Messenger RNA from Rhinolophus ferrumequinum (greater horseshoe bat), 1208 nucleotides. It is a transcript of the gene UCK2, whose product is annotated as uridine-cytidine kinase 2. Gene Ontology annotation, cellular component: cytoplasm; cytosol. The coding region runs from base 5 to 766 and encodes 253 amino acids. The transcript is spliced from 7 exons. The record is from RefSeq and is a predicted model, not a curated record. Lineage: Eukaryota; Metazoa; Chordata; Mammalia; Chiroptera; Rhinolophidae. Gene Ontology annotation, molecular function: kinase activity; ATP binding.